UUGGUGGCUCUGGGUGGUACUUUCCCUGGGGAUAGCCCAGAGCUGUCAUGGAAAGCCUGGCCAGCGGGUAUAUCAUGCCAAGGUGCAGGCAGGACAGGCAGGUAGCUCUCAGUGGCCCCAAGUCAGCAAGAACUGCUGCUGGCACUGACCGAGCCCCUGAUUGGACAUGAAGGUCUUCCCCUUGGCUCUGCUCACCCUGCUGCUGGUGGCUCUCUGGACUGGAAGCCAAGGCGCCUCCUUACGCAGCUCCUACAGCAUGUGUUGCUACAAGAAUAUGUUAAUCCGGGAGAAAAUCCCUGCGUCCCGUAUCAAGAAGUACCAGGAGACACCUUCCCACUGCUCCCGCAAGGCCAUGAUAGUGGAGGUCCGGAAUGGGAGGAAGUUCUGCGUGGACCCGAAGGAGGGCUGGUUCCAGGAGUACCUGCAGCAGAAGAAAUCAACCACCACCUCCAUGUGAAGCUGCCUUCCAUAUAAGCUCUAUUUAUUUGCAUCCAAUUACCUGUAC
This is a messenger RNA of Phalacrocorax carbo (great cormorant), 505 nucleotides long. NCBI's taxonomy places the organism in Eukaryota, Metazoa, Chordata, Aves, Suliformes, Phalacrocoracidae. The record is from RefSeq and is a predicted model, not a curated record.